AUUGACGUGUUUGGAGCUGGAGACUGCCUGGGCGCUGGUGGAGCGGCGCCCCGAGUCGCAGGGCACAGCAAGGUGUGUUCACCUGUGCCUGCCGUCCAGGAUUAGACGCUGAUGGGCAGCACCGCGGAAGGCAGCGAGGCCUCGGAUUCGCCUCUCUCCAGGUUCUCCUUCGAUCUCCCCGCCCCCCUCCGUAAAGAAGACUGUUAGGAUGCCCGUGGUAACUCGGAAGCUUAGAGAUCCUGACAUAAAUCCUUGUUUGUUGGAAUCUGAUGCUUCUGCCAGAUGUAUGGCUGAAAAUAACUAUGAUGGGCAAAGGUGUUCCACUUAUUUCUUGAAGUACAAAAACUGUCGGAAAUUCUGGAAUUCUAUCAUGAUCCAGAGAAGACAGAAUGGAGUGAAGCCACCUAUGCCUACAGCAGCAGAAAGAAACGAAAUCUUGGGAGCAAUGGGAAAGAUGCCCUAUUGAAUGUUGCAUUAAAAUUGUUUAUAUAACUUAGAAGCAGAUGAAUAUUUUUAAUAAAUUAUUGCUGUAAUCUUUUAAGACCUUA
Messenger RNA from Lemur catta (Ring-tailed lemur), 548 nucleotides. It is a transcript of the gene CHCHD7, whose product is annotated as coiled-coil-helix-coiled-coil-helix domain containing 7. The record is from RefSeq and is a predicted model, not a curated record. NCBI's taxonomy places the organism in Eukaryota, Metazoa, Chordata, Mammalia, Primates, Lemuridae. The transcript is spliced from 5 exons. The coding region runs from base 209 to 466 and encodes 85 amino acids.